Molecule: messenger RNA, 1692 nt
Organism: Aricia agestis (brown argus)
Lineage: Eukaryota; Metazoa; Arthropoda; Insecta; Lepidoptera; Lycaenidae
Gene: Coq6
Product: ubiquinone biosynthesis monooxygenase COQ6, mitochondrial
Exons: 9
Coding region: 188-1606 (472 amino acids)
Biological process (GO): ubiquinone biosynthetic process
Cellular component (GO): mitochondrion
Molecular function (GO): oxidoreductase activity, acting on paired donors, with incorporation or reduction of molecular oxygen, NAD(P)H as one donor, and incorporation of one atom of oxygen; FAD binding; 2-octaprenyl-6-methoxyphenol hydroxylase activity
Source: RefSeq, a predicted model, not a curated record
CGAAUAAAAAUAUUAGAAAACCAAAAUAUUUUUUUGGUAAUAAAUAACAAAAUAGUUGUACCUGAUUUCUAAUAGCAAUUAGCAUCUAAAAGUAUACAGCACUAUUUUUGCUAGUUACUGGUUUUCACCCAUGUGAUUGUAACAAAAUCUGUUCACUUAUUUUUCAACAGCAACCAAAAUUGCGACCAUGAUACGCAAUCUGAGUAAAUACAACAAUUUGGUUAUAAUAAGCAUCAAAAAUAACGCUAAGAGUAUAGCGGCUGUAAGAAGAUAUAGCAACCAGAACUAUGAACAGUCCAGAACAAAAUACGAUGUUGUUAUUGCUGGCGGCGGAAUGGUGGGAUGUACCUUAGCUUGUGCUCUAGGUAAAAUGUCUCUGCUCUCAAACCUAAAAGUACUCUUGCUGGAGGGAAGUCCCGAUAAGCCGUACCAGUUACCACCAGAGUACAGCAACCGGGUGGUAGCACUGAGCCAAAACACAAAAAGCUUAAUGUCCUCAUUGAGUGUAUGGCAACAUCUGGAGAAGAUGAGAGUGAACCCCGUGAGGCACAUGCAAGUGUGGGAUGCCUGUUCCGAUGCACUGAUAUCUUUCAGUAGUGCAGAUAUUAUGAAUGACGAUGUAGCAUACAUUGUUGAAAAUGAUGUCCUUCUGCACGCAGUCAACACCGAACUAAAGUCCAAUUCAGUUCAAAAUGUUGACAUAGUUUAUGGAGCUAAGAUAGUAGGAUAUGAAUUGCCAAAAACCACUUCGGGGAAUGAGGAAUGUCUAGUCAAAAUGGAUGAUGGAAAAAGCUACACCUGUAAUUUGCUGAUCGGCGCGGACGGUGCGAAGUCGGCGGUGCGCGAGGCCAUGGGCGUGCAGUACGUGUCCUGGGACUACGACCACAUGGGCAUCGUGGCCACACUACACCUGGCUGAGGAAUCCGAGAACAACAUGGCCUGGCAGCGGUUCCUGCCGACGGGCCCCAUCGCUCUCCUACCCCUAGACUCUACCAGGAGUUCACUGGUGUGGUCCACGUCGCCGGCGCACGCCAGAGAGCUGCUGAAACUGCCGGAGGAGAGCUUCGUCGACGCACUCAAUGAUGCCCUGUGGAAGCAGUACCCCCGCAACAGCGCGGUGGACGCGGCGACCACGUGGGUGGCGUCGUGGCUGCGGCGCGCGGGCUACCAAGAUGGCGCCGCGCGGCAACUCCCGCCGAGCGUGCGCGCCAUCACGCCUCGGUCCCGCGCUGCUUUCCCCUUCGGCUUCGGACAUAGCACGAGAUACGUCGCACCGGGUGUUGCUUUGAUUGGUGACGCAGCCCACCGCGUGCACCCGCUGGCCGGGCAGGGCGUCAACCUGGGUUUCGGUGACGUGCGAGACCUCACCAGCUGCCUGGCUGAUGCGCUCUAUGCUGGAUUAGAUAUAAAUGACCCGUCCUGGCUGUCGAAGUACGAGAGCACUCGUCAGCGCCACAACGUGCCGACCCAGCUGGCGAUCGACGCGCUGUACCGCCUGUACCGCGCCGACCUGCCGCCGCUCGUGCUGGCCCGCAGCGUCGGCCUGCAGCUUACCAACGCGCUCCACCCGCUCAAGAAAUUCAUAAUCUCCCAUGCUACGACAUAAGCGUACCAAGUCAGUCACCACCCAGGUAUAGUUAUAAAGAAGUAUAAAAGUAUUGUUUGUAAAUAAAUAUUUAUUACUGAUUACAA